AUGGCUGUGUACCUGCGAAGAGAAGGCUGCCCGGCUGGUGGGGAGGGCACUUGUUCAGAAGACCAGGCCAUUCUGGCACGGGCCCCUGACUUUCCGCAGCCUAGGGAGCCGCCUCCUCCUUAUUACCCCCCUGGCCCAAGAGGACAGAGAUCGCCCGGAGUAUACCCCGUGUACGCCCAAGUCCCACCAAUAGUCCAAAGAGGCUUCUUCACUGGCAUUCCUCGUGUGACAGCUUCUGUGCCAGUGCAGACCUUGUGUCCCUACUGUGGGAACCAUGUCAUGACAGUGACAACCCCUGUGCCAGGCCUCCUCACCUGGCUGCUGUGCAGUGGCCUCUUUGUGUUUGGGUGCUUCCUGGGCUGCUGCCUCCUCCCCUUCUGCAUGCAGAGCCUCAUGGAUGUGGCCCACUCCUGCCCUGUGUGUCAUCAGGAGCUCUUCUACUACCGGCGCCUGGGAUUUGGACUAUGA
Apodemus sylvaticus (European woodmouse) is the source of this 468-nucleotide messenger RNA. RefSeq names its product LITAF domain containing (gene Litafd). The record is from RefSeq and is a predicted model, not a curated record. The transcript is spliced from 4 exons. NCBI's taxonomy places the organism in Eukaryota, Metazoa, Chordata, Mammalia, Rodentia, Muridae. Gene Ontology annotation, molecular function: zinc ion binding. Gene Ontology annotation, biological process: regulation of cytokine production. Bases 1 to 468 code for a protein of 155 amino acids.